UGCACGUUGGUUCCUCCCUGCGCGUCCGCAGCUCUCAGCAGUGCAGGUGUUUUGCAUAAGGGAGUUACUCUCUUUCGUGUCCACAGAGAGACGCUACCUGGAGCCAUGGCUGAGCAGGUGGCUGCCAUGUGUGAGCAGCUUAUAAAAGCUGUGAAUGUGAUGAUGGACGCAGAAACAAGCCAAAUUUACCGACUGGAGGCCCUAAAGUUCUGUGAAGAGUUUAAAGAGACAAGCUCCCUCUGUGUCCCAUGUGGCUUACAAUUAGCUGACAAAGCCCAGCCUGCUGUAGUGAGACACUUUGGUUUGCAAAUCCUGGAGCAUGUCAUCAAGUUCCGAUGGAACAACAUGCAGCAGCAAGAGAAAGUCCAGCUGAAGGAGUGUGCCAUGCAGCUGCUAUCAAAUGGUACUCGUACCAUCCUGGAGGAGGAGAGCCACGUCAAAGACGCCCUGUCACGAAUCAUUGUGGAAAUGAUAAAGAGAGAAUGGCCUCAAAAUUGGCCCAACAUGCUGACAGAGAUGGAAGCUCUCACUAGCCAAGGGGAGGCACAAACAGAGCUGGUCAUGUUGAUCCUUCUGAGGCUGGCGGAAGAUGUGAUAACCUUCCAGACACUGCCCCCCCAGCGACGCAGAGACAUCCAGCAGACACUCACCCAAAAGAUGGAAAAUAUAUUCAGUUUCAUGAUAGCCAUUCUGCAUAUUAAUAUUGAAGACUAUCGCAAACAGAAAGAGUUACCUGGACAUGAACUUCAGGCCAGAGCUCACUGUCGAGUCGCUGUGGCUACGCUGAAUACACUCGCAGGCUACAUCGACUGGGUGUCCCUGGUGCACAUUACCUUCAGAAACUGCCAUCUGCUGGAGAUGUUGUGUCUGCUGCUGAGUGAACCGGAGCUGCAGCUGGAGGCAGUAGAAUGUCUCCUCAUUGCUAUGAGCCGCAAGGGCAAGCUGGAGGAAAGGAAGCCGUUCAUGCUGCUGUUUGAUGAUGUGGCCAUCCACUACAUCCUGUCUGCAGCACAGUCAGCAGAUGGACUGGCGAUAUGUAAGAAAUCCCCUGAAUCACGAGCAGUGGAGGUGGUGGAGCGGCGGUACAUCUUCCUGAAGAGACUCUGUCAGGUCCUGUGUGCUCUGGGAGGCCAGCUCUGCUCAUUAGUGGGUUCAGAUGUAGAGGUUGAAGUACCUGCAAAUCUCAGCAAGUACAUGGAAGCCGUUUUAGCCUUCACUACACAUUCCAGUCAGUUUUUAAAGUCAACCACUCUGCCGACAUGGGGGGCUUUGUUCAGACACGAGACUCUGUCAAAGGACGCGGUUGUUGUGGAGAUGGCCACCAAAUACCUCAGAGCAUCUAUGACCAACCUAGUCAAGGGUGGGUUUCCAUCUCGAGACAACAACCCGAGUUGCGAGUACUCCCGCGUGGACUUCGACAGCGACGAGGACUUCAACUCUUUCUUUAAUUCUUUUCGAGCGCAGCAGGGAGAGGUUUUGAGGAGCGCGUGUCGCAUUGUUCCUUUAAACGCUUUCCAGAUAGCAGCAGAAUGGUUACAGUAUCAGAUCUCCUGCCCGAUUGACACCGGAGACAUCACAUCUAAAAUUGCAGAGGGCCUGUGUUCCCUCCUGUCUCCAUCAGUGGUCCAGUGGGACGCAAUGACUGUCUUUAUGGAGUGUGUAGUCUCACAGAUGUUCAAAUGUCUAGAAGAGGAGAAGUUGCCCAUAGAUCAGAGCAUGGAGCUGCUGCAGGCCGUGUUGAACUACGACACCAAAGAUCCGCUCAUCUUGUCCUGUGUGCUGACUAACGUCUCGGCCCUCUUCCCAUUUGUCAUACACAGACCACACUUCGUACCGCAGGUUCUCUACAAGCUGUUUAACGCCAUCACAUUUGAGGUUGCUCUUGAAAACAAGGCACCUCGGACUCGAGCUGUGAAGAACGUGAGGAGGCACGCCUCUUCUUCCAUCAUAAAAAUUUGUCGGGAUUAUCCACAGUUCAUCUUGCCUUGUUUUGACAUGUUUUACAACCACGUGAAGAAGCUGUUUUCAAGCGACGCCUCGCUGACUCACAUGGAGAAGUGUUCGCUGAUGGAAGCUCUGGUGCUCAUCAGUAACCAGUUCAAAGACUUUGCAAAACAGAAGGCUUUCCUAGAUGAACUGAUGGCCUCAGUAGUUGCCGAUUGGACUUCAGACGACAUGAGGCAUGUGCUAUGGGAUACUGUCACCUUCCUGGCCUUUGUUGGAGCUGAUCAGGUGGUCACAGAGUCGCAGAGUAAUGACACAGAUACUGCAGGCCUUAACAGGGGGAGACUGUGUUUCUGUUUGUAUGCCAUGUUGGCGGUGGUGAAGCGGGCACGCUGGCCUGCAGACCUUGAGGAAGCCAAGGCUGGUGGCUUUGUGGCAGGCUACUCCCCCACUGGAGCUCCCAUCUACAGAAACCCCUGCGCUGCUCAGUUUCAGGUCUUGCUACCCAAUCUACUGGCUCUGAUCAGGACUCACAACAGUCUGUUCAUGCCAGAGAACAUGUCUCGUCUGAGUGAGACCUUCUCCAGAGCCCACGAGGUGAUGGAUGCAGAGAAGAAUGUGGUUCUUGGUCUCUCUCAGCAUUCUCUGGAUAUUUAUGUCUCGCCCGUGUACAGAAGCAACCUGGAGCGCAUGCAGGGUUUUUUCAGCUCGUUAUAUGACAACUGCUUCCAGGUCUUGGGAAAUGCAGGCCUGUCCCUGCAGCAGGAAUUCUACACCAUCGAGAGGGUGGCUGAAGGAAUAGCUGGCUCUGCUUUUGUCUCCCUCGACCACGUGCCUGACCACAGACUUCGCCCGAUGAUUCGUCUGUUUAUGAGGCAGUUGGUGCUGUCAUGUCCUCAGGAGUACUAUGAGAGUCUACUCUGCCCUCUGCUGGGCCCUCUGUUUGCCUACAUGAUGCAGAGACUCAACAUCAGGUGGCAGGUCAUCAACCAGAGAACAUCUAUCCACGGUGAGGAUGAGGAGGAGGUGGUCUCUCAGGAGAGCCAGGUGACACAGGAGAUGUUGGAGGAGCAGCUAGUACGCCUGCUAACCAGGGAGGUGCUGGAUCUUCUCACUGUGAGCUGUAUUUCCAGAAAAGUGCCUGAACCUGCAGCAAAUAAGGAGGAAGUAGACGAAGACGACAUGAUGAUGGAUUCUGUGCAGACGGCGUCUCCAGCGCAGCCCACAGAGGAGCUGACUGAGCUGGGAAAAUGCCUGAUGAAACACGAGAACAUCUACAUGUCCCUGCUGACCCUGUCCUUCACCUCGCUGUCGUGGAAGGACACCACCAACUGUCAUCGCACUGCUUCCAUUGUCUGCUGGACCCUCCUGCGACCGGUCGUAGCAGGUAAUCUUCUUCCUGAAGCUGUCUCGUGGUUCUAUACCAGUGUUCUGAGAGGCCUUCAGGUUCACGGGCAGCAUGAGGUCUGUAACUCCACCCUCUCCCAGCUGGCCAUGCUCAUCUAUGAGAACCUGCGGCCUCGCUACAUCGAGCUGAGGACAGUGAUGACCCAGAUCCCGAACAUCAAUGUGGACGCUCUGGACCAGUACGAUAACAGGCUCAUGGACCCCAACGCCCAGAAGGUCGCAGAGAAGAAGAGAAGAGACCAGUUCAAGAAGCUCAUCGCAGGAACUGUUGGGAAAGCUCUGUGCCAGCAGUUCAGGAAGGAGGUUCAUAUCCGGAAUCUUCCUUCGCUCUUUAAAAAGCCAAAGCCAGACAAGGAUAUAGUACAGAGCGGUGAAGCAUUGGGCCUGGCAGCUCUCUUCUCCCCUGAGCGUGACGCCCUGUGAAAACACACAGCGGUUCCAGUGGACUUCACACUGACCGAAGACGGAAUUAUGCGUACAAACCACGGUUUCCCUCUCUGUCCUGCAGCUGGCCCAGUCUACCUAACAUAUCUGUCAACACUCACGAGGUUCUCUUUUCUUCACUAGGUACCUUUAUAAAUCCUAUUACACACUUCUUCUCCAUUCCGUUGCGCAUACCAAUAAAUAGGUAUAUAAACUAUGGAAAGUUGUGGGAAAUAUUUCAGAUUAAUAAGGGACUUUUUUUCCCCUCUCUCUCUGUCAGAUUGUGUUAAGUGACAAUCUUCAAAUGGCAGAAUAAUCAUUGUUUGCCCUGCUGCCGAUUUAUUGAGAAACAAACUACCUUUUGUGGAACAACUCUAGCUUUUUUUUUUCAGUUAUUUUGUGCCUUUUUCAUUUUAAGAGACUGUAGCCACAGCCCAGCACCAUGCUCUCUAAGCAUGCUGUAGAUUUAUGGAAUUACAAAAUCAAACUAAGAACUUUGCUUCAGUUUUAUAUUCAGCAGGAAAAUUGGCAUCUAAUGAUAUACAAAUGAGCAAAGCCAGUGUAGCAGAUCGCCUGUUGCAGUACUAUGAAGCUAAACUUGUAUUAUGAAGCUUGUGGGGGUGGAGACGUUUUGUACUGAAAAAAAAAGGAGAAUAAUUUCAGAGGUUAGUGUUGGCAGAUAUGUUGUGUGACCGUGCUGCUGCUGUCAAGGCUGUUAUAUCCUGCGUUGAAAAGAAAAGAAGAAAAAUCUAGGACAAAUCCUGCUGCACAUUUCUCUAUUUACUAUUAUUUCCUUUAACUGGACGAGCUUGAACGGAGUUUCACAUCGUGAAGGACGUGCUGACGGUACCUCAGGCGUGACAUUAAUAAUGACGGGGUUACGUUACUUUAUCUAAACCUAACCUACAGGAAAAAAAAAGCUGAAUUGUGUUUUUUGUGACUGAUUAUUGUACAGCUGUCUAUUUUGCAGAUAUUAUACAGUCGGUUAAAGCAAUGAUGGCUUGCAUUUUGCCGGUGCUUCAUAUCAGCACAACCUACCAGACCCAAGUACUGUUUGGAAUUGCUUAUUUAAUUCAGAGCACAUAUCAAACUACGAAGUAUACAGCCAGAUUUUGUGCCAAAACACUCAGUGUAGAUUUGUGAGCAGACAACUGGGUCUGAGAAAUCUAUUCGCGUAUAAAAUAAAGACUAUUUAAGGGUGAACUCAACAACUAAUGUGUAGCUUAAUCCAAGUCUUUCAGUUGUUUUUUAGCUAGUCAGUUGUUGAUAUUUGUUAUUUUUACGUGUCGUUUUGUGUUUGUGCUGAUUUUGCCAGCGAGAGGACAAAAAAGAUGAACCAGCACUACAUUCCUUCAUAGUCCAAGGGAUUGUUUUUUUUAACCUAAUUUUUGUUUGGAUGUACUUUUGCUCUUAUGGAGCUAUCAUAGCAGAGAGGGAUUUGUUUUUUCAGCUAUUUGUUGUGUAGAUUCAGACCAAAAUAGAUGGAAGUUAUUUUGGCUUGGGAUGAGCACCCUUUAAAUGCAUAUAGACGAGUUUGCAUAUCAGAUGCUGUGAUACUGAAAACAGGUCCUAGGAAUAGAAACAUUUAUGAAACCUGAUUUUAUUUUUUUUGUUUCCCCAGUUGAAUUUAUCUCCCUGUCUUUGUGAUGAUUGUUCACAUGUGGCCAUUUUUAAAAAUGCUCAUUCAACACUAAAAUGUAUCUGUACAAAGGAGAAAAUAGCCUUUUUAAAAGUGUAGUGUGGUUUCUAUUUUUGUUUUUAAAUAAAAAAGAAUGAUUUCAA
This is a messenger RNA of Stegastes partitus (bicolor damselfish), 5556 nucleotides long. RefSeq names its product exportin 5 (gene xpo5). Lineage: Eukaryota; Metazoa; Chordata; Actinopteri; Pomacentridae. The record is from RefSeq and is a predicted model, not a curated record. Gene Ontology annotation, biological process: protein export from nucleus; RNA export from nucleus. The transcript has 33 exons. Gene Ontology annotation, cellular component: RNA nuclear export complex; cytoplasm; nucleus. Gene Ontology annotation, molecular function: nuclear export signal receptor activity; RNA binding; small GTPase binding. The coding region runs from base 106 to 3774 and encodes 1222 amino acids.